Molecule: messenger RNA, 2495 nt
Organism: Rhodofomes roseus
Lineage: Eukaryota; Fungi; Basidiomycota; Agaricomycetes; Polyporales; Fomitopsidaceae
Exons: 9
Coding region: 212-2074 (620 amino acids)
Molecular function (GO): zinc ion binding
Source: RefSeq, a predicted model, not a curated record
GCCACGGUCACGACUUUGCACAGUCAGUACAAAGUUCAGCAUCACUGGGCGACAAACGACGACACCUGCCUGAUAUGGACAUGCACUGACGUCCAUAGUCGCGAGCGGCGGGAGUGGCGACCGACAGGCCUUUGUCCUUGCCGCGCUUCUCUCUCUCUCCCAACCACCCACCCGCUCCUUUCCCCCGUAUCAUGCUCGCCAUUGCUCGGCAAUGCCACGCGUAGCCCAGCAAGACGAUGUAGACAUCAUCGAGCUCGACUCCUCGCCCGAUCUGCGCCCUCAGACUCGCGCCACCACCUCCAGGCAGGUCAACCGCACGGGCAAGGGCAAGAAACGCGCGCGGCCCAUCCCCGCGACAGACAUCAUCGAGCUCUCGGACUCCGACUUGGACGGAGAUGCUGUAUCGCUUCCGAGGUCGCGAGGGCGGCGUCCCCAGCCUCCUCCAGCACCGGCCGGGCCAGUGGCCGGUCCAUCAAGGGUCGCGCAGAUGCCGUUGUUCCUCCCGGACCUCGAUGAUGCGGUGGAGGUCGAUAGGCCGAAGUCUCCAUCCGCGAAGAGCACGAACUCUGGUGUGUCUAGUGAUAUGCGCCGCGGUAUGGCCCGGCUACACCUCGACCAGGCCCCGCCGCCCGUAGUUGCACCUGCACAGCCUGUGGCACGACCGCCCGAACCACCAGCCGCACCCGUCAUUGUCGGCCCGAACGCGAUGGGGGUCGACUUGACGGUCGACGACGGCCCUGCCCGUUUGGACGCCUACGUCGCGCAGGUACUCGAAAUUGUGCCGGACGUGCUCCCGGAGCAUGUGCGCAUGCUGGUUGAGCAGAACGAGCCCACGUACGAGGGCCAGGUCGUCGAACGGAUCCUGCACAGUCUUUUCGAGCUCCCCAAUUAUCCGAAGGCCGACCCGCAGGGCAAAGGCAAGCGCAAGAGGGAGGAUGAUGACCAGGGGCGUGAAGCGAAGAACGUCAAGGUCGACUAUGCGAGUAAAAACAGGCAGCCCCCUGGUCCGAUGUACGCGAUACAAGCUUUGGAACGAUUGUACACAGACUUCCCUACUAUCCCGGUGGCCCAUGUGCGCGCGACAUUCCACUCUCACAACUCGCUAUAUGCGCCGACGUACCUCCGUCUCCACGACGAAGUGAACAGCCCGAACCCGCCUUUCAGGCUCAAGUCUUCUGCUGUGAAGCGUCAGCCGAAGGGCAAGAUGAAGCCCCAGGAGGAGCUCGAGGAAGAGGUGGCGUUCAUAAAGAACAAGUUCGCGGCUGAUCCGAGCAGCGCGGCAGCGCCAGAAGCGACCUCGUCCGCUGCCGCCGCCUCUGUCGAAGUGGACCCUGAAGACGGCGGCAUCGAGUGCGGGUGCUGUUUCUCGAGCUAUGCCUUCGACACGAUGAUCCAGUGCCCCGACGCGCACCUCUUCUGCAAGGACUGCAUGUCCUCGUACGCGGAGGGCCUCCUCGGGGCGCACGACGCGAACAUCGUGUGCAUGGACCAGACGGGGUGCAAGCUGCUGUUCCCCGCGUCGGAGCUCCGCCGCUUCCUCACGCCGAAGCUCCUCGCGCUGUACGAGCGCGUGAAGCAGCGCAAGGAAAUCGAGGCGGCGGGCCUCGAGGGCCUCGAGGAGUGCCCGCAUUGUGACUACAAGGUCGUGAUCGAGAAUGAGCAGGAGAGGCUGUUCAGGUGCCAGAAUGAGGAGUGUAUGGCGGUUACGUGCCGGCAGUGCAAGAAGCCCGAUCAUCUCCCGAAGAGUUGCAAAGAGGUCGAAGACGACAAGAAGCUUGAUGGCCGCCAUGCGAUCGAAGAGGCCAUGACCAAAGCACUCAUGAGAAACUGCCCGAAGUGUCAGAAAGCGUUCAUCAAGGAGCAUGGUUGCAACAAGAUGAUCUGCCCCAAUUGCCGCACGAUGUCCUGCUACGUCUGUCGCAAGGUCAUCCUAGGCUAUGAGCACUUCAACAAUCCUCCUCCCUAUAAUGGCCGCAAAGAUCCCAACAAGUGCGAGCUUUGGGAUUCCGUCGAGAAACGCCACAGCGACGAAGUAUAUGAAAACAGCCGUCUGCACCAUGUUCUCCGCUCAUGAUAUGCUCUCGCAGGUCACGGCAGCCGCCAAGAAAGCGACGGAGGAAUACAAACGCGCUCAUCCCGAGGUCACCGAAGAGGACCUCAAAGUCGACCUCCCACCUGCGCCCGUCGCCGGGCCCUCCAAUGCUCCAGUCCCCGGCAUGCUUCCACGUGCCGUCCCGCCGCCCCUGCCCUUCGUGUUCUUCGGAAACCAGCCGAUCGACCCCGGCCCAGCGUUCUUCAUGCCGCCGCCGCCCCCUGCGCCCCCGCACUUCGGCCAGGCCGGAGUCGACGUCGGCGGAUUCGUUGGGCUUCCACACGAGAUCGCGCGCCAACGACUGAUGGAGCAGGAGCGUCUGCUGGUGGAGGUACGGGCGGCGGAGAGGCAGGCUGCGCUGGAGGUGCGGCGGCGGCGGGUGGCGGCGGCGCGGGCUGUGGUG